Molecule: messenger RNA, 1534 nt
Organism: Nicotiana attenuata
Lineage: Eukaryota; Viridiplantae; Streptophyta; Magnoliopsida; Solanales; Solanaceae
Product: haloacid dehalogenase-like hydrolase domain-containing protein At2g33255
Exons: 5
Coding region: 166-924 (252 amino acids)
Source: RefSeq, a predicted model, not a curated record
UUGCAUCAUACUCCUUUUAUGACAAUCUUUGUCUUCUUCUCCAACACCAACCUUAAAAAUCAAUUUUACUUCACUGCCACUUGUCUUGUUUCUAAUCACAUACUCCCUCUUUAUUUCCAUCUCUAUGCUCUAACAAAUUCAUUACAUUACACCAUCUGUAAAUAAAUGCAGCUCCUACUUUCAAAAGCUUUCCUUUUUUUACAUACAACAAGAACACUUUCUUCUUUUUCAACAAUGGCUAUAUCUACAUCCAGUUCAAUUUCUCUUUCUUCAAAACCCCGUCUUAAGGGUGUUGUAUUUGACAUGGACGGAACCCUAACGGUUCCCGUUAUUGAUUUUCAAGCCAUGUAUAAGGCUGUUCUUGGUCAUGAUGAGUACCUUGCCGUUAAAUCCAAGAACCCUUCUGGCAUUGAUAUUUUGCACCUCAUUGAAAAUUGGAGCCCCGAUAAGCAACGUCGGGCUUAUGAAAUUAUUGCUGAUUUUGAAAAACAGGGUCAGGAUCGCCUCCAAAUUAUGCCUGGUGCUGCAGAACUUUGCAGUUUUCUUGAUUCUAAGAAUAUUAGAAGGGGAUUAAUCACUAGAAAUGUCAAAGAUGCAGUUGACUUGUUUCAUGUACGCUUUGGAGUGAAAUUUUCUCCUGCACUGAGCAGGGAAUUUCGUCCUUAUAAACCAGAUCCAGCUCCAUUGCUGCAUAUUUGUUCAACUUGGGAAGUUCAGUCUAAUGAAGUAAUGAUGAUUGGGGACAGCCUUAAAGAUGACGUUGCUUGUGGCAAACGAGCUGGAGCAUUUACUUGCUUGCUCGACGAAACAGGAAGGUAUGAUGCUCCAGAAUAUGCAAACGUCGAACACCAACCAGACUAUAAGGUGUCUUCUCUUGUUGAGGUUCAGUCACUGUUAGAAAGACAUUUCGAGCUGACAUCUUGAUUUUCGCAAAUCUUCGGAACCCCUUCCUGGCUGAGCAGUGAGAUACGGUUUACCUUCGUAAGCCUCCACAUAGUGAUCCUGCAUGUAUGUUUCCUUUGGCUUCUGUAAGCUUAUAAGCAACUUUGCUCAAGUGAGCUGGGAUGUUUGGGAUGGUGAGAAGAACGUUCGUCUUUCAAGCCAAAACGAGGGAAGAUAAAUAUUUGUCUGCUCUUGGUGCAACUGGUGAUUUACAAAAAGGAUAGCUUUUUAUCGAUUAACCAGUUUAGUUUGAGGUGUAUCAGGCAGGACAUUGUCAUGUAAACCAUAAUGUAGUGUUUUUGUCACCUCAUUGAGGCAACUUAGGUAUCAUAGCUCUCCCACCACCCAACCCUCCUAUGUCUUCAUCAAAUUCCAACUAUUUAUUUUGUAGCAGUAGCUAAAUUUCUUAGGAAUUAGUGUGUACUUGUUAUUGUGAGAUUUUCUUUUAUUUCAGAAAUCAGACCAAAGUGGUCUUGAGUUCAGGAAACUGUACUAAGUUAGUUCAUAGGGUACUAGUCUGCCUACUGUAUGCAAAACUCUUGUAAGCCUCUAAUGUAAUUCCUCAAUUUUAGUUUUUGAGUCUUUUAUUGAA